Molecule: messenger RNA, 1623 nt
Organism: Centruroides sculpturatus (bark scorpion)
Lineage: Eukaryota; Metazoa; Arthropoda; Arachnida; Scorpiones; Buthidae
Product: KAT8 regulatory NSL complex subunit 1-like
Exons: 4
Coding region: 261-803 (180 amino acids)
Cellular component (GO): NSL complex
Molecular function (GO): histone acetyltransferase binding
Source: RefSeq, a predicted model, not a curated record
UUUUUGUUUUAAAAUUUUAAGGUUCAGCUAAAAAACAAAAAGAUCAAAAUCAGAGUUUAAACUCUUCUCCAAAUAAUUCAAGACCAUGUUCACCAAAUCUUUACUCUUUUACUCAAGAUGUUGUACCAAACUUCACUGGACGUAGACGCCGAGAGAGCGCCUUUGAUAUUAAUAAUAUUGUCAUUCCUUGUUGUAUAGUACCAGCCAUAAGGGUGGAGAAACUUCAGUAUAAAGAAAUAUUAACACCCAAGUGGCGCGUCAUGGAGGAUAAGAAAGAUAAUACCUCAUCAUCUAACAAUUCAAAAGAAAACAUUGAAGAUCUUUCCGAUGAAGCGUUUUCGGUUCGGCACCAAAAAUGUGAAAUCAAAGAGAAAAAGUGGUUCACCAGUUACAUCAGAGUACGAACUUACGGGCGAGGACGAUCUCGCAGCUUGCGCUUUGACGUAGUCCCCAACUCUCCUCAGCCUCUGAACAGCGACCAAGAUCUAUUUUCGGGAUGUGAUAACCUACUCUCUACUCCUUACUCACCAGAUGUGUUCUCCACUGUUAGCUCCAGCGAUAUGUCGCCGGAGGAAGAGACUAAAGACAGUCUGCUAGAGGAGGAAACUAGCGAUACUAUCGAUCAGUCACCUUUUCUACCCAUAGAAAGCGCCGAAAUAGCCAAACCCUACGAUUUGCGCACUUUUCCUCUUUCGGAAGAUGAGUAUAAAUCCAUGUUAAAGGAGGCAGCCGAACCGGAAGUGUCUGAAAUCAGUCGACCUCGUCAGAUCGAAAAUCAUUCGGAUGUAUCUGUCGUUCAUUAGAACAAGUAUAGCGAUUCGAACAAAGCCGCUUGUGUACGGGGUAUAGAAAAACGUAAUCAUUAAUGUAUCGGCUUUAAAAAAAAUUUGGUCUAAUUCCCGAGAACUUUACAUUUUACACUAUUUUGAUCGACCAAUCGAAAGACGGGUAGUAGAAGUAUCCAAAAGUGCAUAUCAGCAUAUUUAAAAAAAAUACAAAAAAAAGAAAGAAAAAAAACAAACAUGUACAGGCAUUUUUUCUGCAUAUGUGUCGUCGCUGUUGGUUCGUGGCUUUUGGUACGUAGCGUGUCACGCAGGUUCCGUGCACAUUCUAGAGUUUAAAACCGACUCGUCCGCUAUAUAAACAUAGUGUAUAUAUUGUGGUUAAUUGCACAUAAAUAUUAGACACUUGUCGCCGUAUGCGAGAUGGUCGGAUGUAAUAGAUCUGUCAUUUGGAGAAUAGGGAUUGGUAUCAUUGUGUAACUCAAUGUUAAAAUCCUGUAAUACGUGUUUUUAAAAGGUGUGAUUAUAAACAGCACGUAGCUUCAUUUAUCCGCCACGCUACACGAUUUAGCGUCUUCUUUACUAUACAAGGUGGCCGUUCUCUACGAGAACGUGCUCCACUUAAAUAUAUCUGUGUUUGUAUUUUAAAAAAAAUGGCCGAUCCCUUAAGAGUUAAUUGGUCGUCGACUCGUUCCUCUAACCUUCGCAGUUUCUAGUCUGUAGUUCCAAACAGCGGCCGACGUAUUUACCGUAAUGUUCCGUAAACGACAAAUCUUGGUACAUCCUAUCCAUGCUUGUAAAAUUUCCAUACAGUGUAAUUAAAGAAUUUCUGGUAAUUGUC